Mya arenaria is the source of this 2201-nucleotide messenger RNA. Its product is annotated as F-box only protein 39-like. Bases 147 to 1562 code for a protein of 471 amino acids. Gene Ontology annotation, cellular component: SCF ubiquitin ligase complex. NCBI's taxonomy places the organism in Eukaryota, Metazoa, Mollusca, Bivalvia, Myida, Myidae. The record is from RefSeq and is a predicted model, not a curated record. The transcript is spliced from 2 exons. Gene Ontology annotation, molecular function: protein binding. Gene Ontology annotation, biological process: SCF-dependent proteasomal ubiquitin-dependent protein catabolic process; positive regulation of protein ubiquitination.
CUCACCUGUCAUUUCUAUUUAUAGAACACUUAGCGAUUGCUUUAUUUAUUUAUUUUAUUAGGAAUGUGCAACAAUGACGAUGAUUCUGUUCUUUUAAGAGAAAUGUAAAACUUAUCCGAGGAACGAAAGUUGAUUCUUCAAGCAACAUGUCAGAAAACGGCGCCGCUGAUGUUGAUGGAACGAGCCCCGAUUUCAGUUCUCUACCGGAUGUGGCCUGGGUGCGCAUCCUACAGCAUCUCCCCCUCCAAGACCGGGCACGUGCAGCCCGCACCUGUCACGCGCUAACAGACGCCUUCAACCAUCCGUCUCUCUGGAGCACCCAGACGCUUCACUUUCUCGGAAACGACGACAACUUUCGUCGAAAGGCGGAGGCUGUUACAGCGUCAAACUACUAUUUAGCUUUGACGAAACAGUUUGGCCAGUACUUUCAACAUCUUACAAUUAAGAUUUCCGGCCAUCUUCGGAAAAUGGCGGGCGAAUUGCAAGAACUGUUAAUAGAAGUUGCGGAGAAUUGUCGCCUUGAGUCGCUGACACUGGACGUCGGGCGACAGACGUCACAGUUCCACACGAAUUAUGGCUUUCCGCCAGACACAGAAUCGAUUCGUGUGCUCGCGGCGUUCGUGCGCCACGCUUUCCGUAUGAAACACCUAAAUAUUCGCUCUUGGCCGAUGUUUGAAGGCAUCAUUACGAAGGAUGAGUGCAACAUUUUCAAGGCGCUGAAAUCGAACGAAAAGUUGAAGAAAAAUCUCGAGAAGCUGACAAUCUUUUGGCUGGACGAGGUCACAUGGUCAGAAAGACGCCCCAUUUUGUUAUCACCAGAAGAUUCCCUUGACCUUGUCUGCAAUUUUCGCAACUUGACCACGCUCGGUUUGCGGUCUCCGAUGAUCAGCAAUGAAUUGCUUAUUUCACUUGCGGAUCGGACUAGAAGAAAACUUGAAAAUUUAAAAAUUGUUGUUCAUUUUAUAAAUGACAGCAAGUUUCAGGUACCUCGCGUGACUCCUAAAACGUGGCAAUCUCUAAUUGACCGAAAUCCAAACCUCAGAGUUGAAGUUCUCGUCUUUCUCGCUACACCUGAUUUUGAACUUGCGAACUUACUGCCUCCGGAAGUGCCUGUUUCGCACUUCAUGUACAUGAAAUACUCAAAAGUGGACCCUGCGACACUAACAAAGCUGCACACACAAUAUAACACCACCCUAACUGCAUUUCAUAGCCUUUGUGAUUCGUAUAACAUGGACGAUGAGCUCAUUCUUCUAUGUGAACGAUGCGAAUAUCUAACUGACUUUAUUUACCAUGGUGAAAUUUAUGUUAACACCGUCAUCCGGUUGGCAAAACUUCGAGGUAACAAAUGGCAGCGCUUUGAAUUAAACGAGGCAAACGUUAAAAUCCACACUGAAUAUGACGAUAUUGAUGAUGAUCAAGUCUUGCAGAGGGAUGCAGACGGAAAUCUCGUGCAAGUCGGCCUCUUCCGGUUCCACGCAGCAGACGAGAAUCAGUUACAGACGAUGAUCGUGGAAGUGUCAUCUGCGCUUGGUACAUCGUGGCGACCAAGGGUUGUGCGUUAGUUUCGACAUGGUUUUUAGAAUUUAUUUCUUGUGAAUAAGCUGCAAACAUUUUUUUUGAAAUAUGUUAGUUUAGUUUAAUCGUAUUUAAUUGUAUACGAUAUACACACAUGAUAUAAAUCAUUUCGACAAACAAUAUUAUUAGACACCUGGGUUAUAACAACAUUAGAAAAUGGCUAUCCCAUGUGUUCUCCACCUUGAUACCUAGGGGCUAAGUGUGCUUACGCCUUACAGCCUUUCCAUUUAUCUUUGGCAUCUUAGUCUUGGAAACUUAUCUUUUUGGUAUCAACAUUUUAAGCCAUAAUGUAGUAUAUACCAUUUUUUAAAUAUUGAAAUAACUGGCAAUAAAAUAAAAAUAAUUGAAACCAUAAACCAACACUGUGAUUAAUCAAAGCAUUUUUUUAAACAAAGUAGAUGCAUGUGUAAUUUGAUAAAAUAAUAUCUUUGUUCGAACAUUUUUUUACUGUGAAACUACCUGUAUACUUAACGUUUUUAUUUAUUUUUUGAUUUCUGAUUCUGUUUAUUAUAUGAUUUUUGUUUAUGAAUGGAAGGUUUUGACCUCUUAGUUUGAAGCAGUUGUUAACACAAUUCUGAGCUACUUGUUUGUUAUUCAAAGGCAAUAUCAUUAAACUCAUAUCACGA